This is a messenger RNA of Cataglyphis hispanica, 7090 nucleotides long. RefSeq names its product protein tincar (gene tinc). NCBI's taxonomy places the organism in Eukaryota, Metazoa, Arthropoda, Insecta, Hymenoptera, Formicidae. The record is from RefSeq and is a predicted model, not a curated record. The coding region runs from base 1017 to 4604 and encodes 1195 amino acids. The transcript has 16 exons.
UCCGCGGUGACGGAGCUCACGGUACUCUUGUACGUAACCUCGACGUUCUUGCGUGCUUGCGAGUUUGUGCCUGGGCAUCGCGGACACGGCUCGACUUUUCGCGGGACGAUCGCCACGCUCGCGCGCGCGAGUACUCAUCGGUCGAUUUUCGCUUUCCACUUCCGUCCCAUCAUCCUCCUCCUCCUCCCCCUUUCUUCUCCCCCCCCCAGUGAGAAACGCAACGGUGAUAUCCGGAGCAGCGCGCGCUGGUCCAUCUCUCUGCGUCGGGAUUUUGGAGAGAAAGAACGAUAACGCGUAUAUACAUUAUAUACGUGCGUCACGAUUACGCGGGAUUUCGAUGCGAAACCGACAGCCAGCGGAGAGAACAUUGCGGCGAUUCUGAUUAACCUUGUGAAGUGGCGCAAUAUUACGAAUAUCGAAGACGCGAGUGGUUGCUGGCUGAUGGAAUUGUGAGGACAGAAAGUGUUGUUGUUUCGCGUUCGACGAAGCCGAACCGAAGAGCGAGCAUGAUCGCGAUACAUUCGGUGAUGUGAGAAAUUUGAUAUUGACAUCGUGAAUCGUGAGUUCGUUGAAUUGUAUCGUCGUGUCUCCGGUUUAGGUUCGCGGAAAGUCGUGGUAAAUACGCGCGCGGCUCGCGUGUUGUUGUGCUGUCAUAUAUAUUAUCGUCGAAUCGCUGGAAUCGCAAUUGUUCGCAGUGAUGAUUUGAAGUGCUCCUCGACAAUUUGACUUUAUUUAUGUCUCACGUAAAGGCCGCGGCAUCAGACAUCUUCGCCAUUCCUGCGCUCGAGAGAUAUCGAAAGAACUUGGCAAUUCCAGUCAUAAAAGGACAGCAUUAUAUCUGAAUUUACGCACGAUCCUUCCGGCGCUUGGCACAUCGAUCUGUUUGGUGGCCGAUCCUCGUACGAAGACAGUUUACUACUCGGUGCUACCAUCACCAAAGAUGCUAGAUCUUCGAAUCAAUUAUAUCGGAGAAGCCUAUUCGAGACUUUAGAAGACUCGACAGAAAUCUCGGCAAAAUGUCGAUGACUGGGAGCUUGAUGGGAUACGAGAACAAUAACGAUGUGAACCAGGCCAAGUGUAAGAAACCGUUGAAGCCGCUGCCAGUUGUGUCGAGCGUAAGCUCGAGUGGCGUUACUACCAGCGCUACCAAGUCAAAGAAAGCACGAAAACCGACGAGAAAAGAAUCGUGUAUACGCGGUCAUGUGAACAGCCUCUGGUCCGUUUGGUACGGCAUACUGGCUGUCGCUUUUCAAGCAUACAUAGCAAUGAGAUACGCCAAACGAUUUGCCGCUUACCUAUCAUUACCAUGGCCGGCGGAUGCGCCACCUCCUAAAAUCGAAUUGUACGCUUGCCUGGUACUAGCCGGUACCGGAAUCAUUCUACUUCCGGUCUUGCUUGGCGCAGCAUUUUUGAAGCUCGGCAAUCUCGCGAACGACGGAAUAAAACUCGGCCGACAUUUGAGCGCUUGUUCUCGCGAUCCGCCAUCAUCGCUUCUCUCUAACAAUCCCGAUAACAGUCUGGCGAAUAAUUUGUGGAGACACGGCGGCCCUACCGCGGCCUUCGUGCACCUCUGCACGGCCAUGUGCUUCCUCCUUCCCUCUCUGCUCAUGGAAGCGCGGCUAAUACACGCUGGAUUUCUGCCAAAAGACGCAAUAUGGAGAACCGAUCUUGACUGGAUGGUGAUACAUCGCGAUCGUCUGGUGCUGCUAAGCUUCAUGAAUCCGAUCGGCAACUUAAGCACCUUGACAGGUCCGAUAACUCCUCAGCCUUUCGUAACUUUAACCCCGGAAGAAGGCAAUAAUGAGAACGUCGAUGAACUCACCACCCCGACGCCUGGUCUAACAAACAUGGCGCUUCCUGAUGUUGUCGAGAGCCGUACUGAAGAAGCGACCACCAUGUUCUCAGCCAUUAUCCAUCCAAUCAUCACAGAUCCACCUUUAACCCGAACUACCUCGAGCACCGGUGCAACUUCCAGCAAGACAACUACGAUGAGCACUGAAACAACUUCGACAACUUCGAAAACGACAUUGCUCCCGAAGAAUAGCACCAUAAAACGUCCAACCACGAGAACCAUCAUCAGAAACGGCAGUUCGAAAGGCAGAUCGAAGGCAAAGAAUCUCACGAGGUUAUCAACCACGGCGAAACCUAGAACCGCCGGUUCAGGAAACAUGACAGCACAGAGCAUGUCGCUAACGAUGAACAGUCUGGCGGAUCUCGAUCAUCCCGAAAAUUUGAAUCUGGAACUUCAAACAGCCGAAUCAUACGGCCCGAUUACCCUGGAAUAUCUAAAUUACGCCGUCGCGCUCGGCGUUUACUCGGUAAGAUAUCCCGCCGUCUUCUGGUCGUGCAACAAAGCAUUGGGUACAAUUUUCAGUCUGCAGCUGGUGGUGAAUUCAGCGCAGAGUCUUCUGGCUUAUGCCGGAAUGUCCGUCCUUUAUAAGGUUCAAGUGGUAGGUCCUUUAAAGGUCCUGCCAUUCCUUCGGCAUCGUACCGUAGCAACGAUGAGUACAAUCUCGACAAUAUUCGGAGACUCUUACUUCGUGCUGGAUCCUCCGGUAACUCUCGUGCUCUUCGCCCUCUCAUCCUUCCUCGUGCUCUGCUCCAGCAUGGUCAUGUAUUUCUACGCCCACGGCAGGUUCACGGCCUUCCUGAACCAGGAACGCGAGCGUCGUGUGAUCCUGUCUAAAGACGGCCGUGAUGGCAACGGCUGGGUCUACUUGCCACAUUGCGCCGCCCUGGUCGUGUUCCUGGCGAUCUCGAUCUGCGGCGCCCCGUUACUCUACGACUACACCGUAGUGUAUCGCGGUAGUCUGGACGGUGCCAUUCUCGCCUGCAUCAUCGGCACAAUAGUCCAUCUCUUCCUCUGGCUGUUACUCUGGAUAUUUCUCACCGUCAAACAACGCUGGACGUUCAAGCUGCGCGUGACCAUCGGACGCGCUACCGUGAGAUCCGCGAGGUCGGUCAAACUCGUGACCGACGUCGACCUGCUGUCAGCCAGAGACGACGACGACGGCACCAGCGCGCCUUUGCUCGUUGUUGGCAACGGCAGGACUUACACUAUCGCCGAUACUUCGCCGAAAAGGGCCAUCAUGAGCGUCAUACAGAAAGCCGCUAUGGAAAGGAAAGCCCGAUCGCAAGGCGGAAAUGUCGAUGGAGUCGACGGCGAAUCGACGGCUGACGGUGACGAGCAGAUCUACUGGCUUAGGCCGAAAUUACGCCCUUCGCCCGCACAAUCCCCGAGCGACACCGGCGGUGCACCGACGUCGGACAAGGGUUGGCUGAACAAGAAGCUCAAGCAUAAGGUCACCUUUAACGACCUGCCUAGUACGUCAGGCUCGCGUAAUAAGGGAAAAGCCAGACGAGGCGUCGCCGACGGCGGGCCUGAUGAUGACGGAGAUUAUGCCACGUUACGCGAAUUACCGUUAAUCAACUCGAUGGACCCAGCCGAGGAUACCACCUCUGAAGAGAAUAAGUGGCAAAGAUGGCCGAUAGGUCGUAGGGAUGGUAUACCUAAAUUCAGGAAUAUGAAUGGUGGACAGACGCCGCGAUGUCUGCGCCGCGCGGAUUCGGGGAUGCCGCACGAGGAGUUGACACCACGUUCGGACUCGUCGAACUCGCCACCCUUGGACGCGGUGGGUGGCGGUAGCGGCGGCGGAGCCGGUUCAGUGACCGGACACAGCAACACCAGUAGUAACAGCGAGACAUCGAGUGGUGUACACAGUAACGCGAGUAACGCGAGCAACGCCAGCCACAGCAGCUCCCAACGUCGAGCGACCAGCGUGGACGAUCUGACUGGAGAACCGCGCGAAGAACCGCGCGAGCAGUGGCGCAGCUGUUCUCUUCAACGUGGCACUCAGCCACCCACAGCGAACACGACCUUCUCGCCGCCCAGUAGCCGCCCCGGCACCAGCCAGUCUUUCUCUUCGCCGCAGUACGUGAACCAUGUGCCACCAUUCAGCAACGCCGUCGGCAACGAGAUUGGCGUCGGCUGCCCGGCGGUUAUUCUCGAGAAUCCGAACGAGGCAACGGUCGUGAUCCGUCGCAAGCUCUCGAGAACGAAACUCACGGAUCCGCUGAACGCGAACGAGGAACCGUUCGGCCGGUCCACCAACAUGCGGAUGACUUCGUUCACCGAAAGCAACGACAUCCGCAUACAGGCUUCGUCCGCAACCCUGCCGCACUAUCCCACGCAGCCUAUCGUCACUUAUCCGCAUUGCUCGACGAUGCCGUUGCCACAUGCAUCUCACAGUGUGGCCGCGGCAAACAUGAACGGUGGAUCCACCGGCAGCUGCGGUUCUGUGCCGAGGCACACCUUCGUGCCGCCGCAGGUUCACACUACCAUGCCGGCACAUACGACGCUGCCGUCGCAUCACAACGGCGUUAGGCUGCUCCACAACGCAACCAGUAAUCCGUUCGUUAAGAGAUUCCCGCCGGUGCAGUUGCACACCCAGCCCUGGGCCUUGCCGGGUCAUCAUACUUUCCCACAGAUGCCGCAGAGCAACAACAAGCUCACGGUCACUGCGCAGAUCCGACAGAGCGACCGGGACUCGGCCAACUUCUCCAUGGCCAGCAGCGGAGACUCCGAUACGUGUUUGCCGCAUUAAAAUGCGCGAGGACUCUCUGAUGUAGGUAUUAGAGAUCACGCCGAUGAGAAUGGCGUCUGAAUGUGUCAGGGUGAUACUUGGUAUUUUCGUAAUGACAUUUUGUCCCGCUGAUCGAUAUCGGAAGGUAUUGUGGUUUCCAAGAACGUGACGUAUCAAUGUCACGAUGUCCUCCAAGGGCUUCUUUCGAAAAUAAAGGAGAAAUGAUAGAAACAUAAUAGGCAGGCAAAAAGAAGAUUUUUGCGCGAACUCGAGAUGAGCUGUUGUGAAUAUUUCGCUUCAAAAUCUUUAGGACCCACGCAGAAUUGUACGUUAAUGUGUCGCAUUACCAGUAUGUAUCUCAUUAGAAGAAGCUUUUAUGUACUUUAUUAUAUCUCUUGCUCACAUAUACAUAUGCCAAAAUUUAAAGAAAAGGAAAUCAAAUUAAGAUUUAAAUAUGACAUAUCACGAUACUUCCAUCAUUUGCUAGCGUAUAAAUAUGGCAUUCCUCGUGUUACCUCUAUUUUUUAUAAUCUGAUCUAACACAAUAAGAUUUCAUCUAAUUAUUUAUAUAUAAGUAUGUUUAUGAUAUAUUAACAUAGAAUUUAUUAUGCAUAAAUCAUUGCGUAAAACAUAAGAAUUCUAUUUAUUUGAGUAAGCAAUGUGCGUGAAAAAAACAAGGAAAGUAUAUAAAUACCGCACAGGUAAUUUAUAUGAAGAUAAUAACUGAAAUUUGAAAGCACCAAUUUCGUUAUAUAUAUAUAUAUAUAUACACAUACAUAUCCUAUACGUUGUGAUUCCUCUAUUUUAUCUAAUCUUUAAUCACGCAGCAAUAAAAAGAAAUAUUUUAAGAAAGCGGAGAUAGUAAUAUAAAUAAUAAAAGAAUAGAUACUGCUUCAAAAACUUCAUCCUGGUUAAUGCGAAAUACUUAAAUCGUGCAAUAAUAAAUAAUUAUGCAAAUUAUUACGUAAUACACUUAUACAUACGCAGUGCGCGCGCAAUUUAAAAGAAAAAUAACUCUUACAAUUAAUGGUAAUAUAAAAUAUAUCAGUAAUAAUAAAUCUCUACUCGAGUUUGCGCAAAUGUGUUUCAAUAAGUGUCGAACGCUUAUAUUAUAGUGCUUAUAGUUAAAAUCAAUCUUUUCCAUUAUAUUAUCUCUCACGAGACAGAGGUGUGUUCGACGUACUAAGAAAAUUAGCGCUUUGGCGCCAUUUAAUGCCGAAAAUGAAACGGCGGGCGAGAGUGAGAAUAAUAAUAGUUAUCCCAUUUUAGAUAUGGAAAAAGUUAUUGUGUUGUCUUAAAUAAAAUUCGUGUAUAGAGUGAAUUAAGGAUUAGUCGAUUAAGGAAAAAUGUGAAAACAAGUCGGGUUGCUCCUUUAUAAGCAUACGCUUUUAUAAUAUAUUAAUAAUUAAGAUCUUUUUUCUACCGAGAUAUAAUUGUAAAUUUUGUUAAACCGUAAUUUGUACACACAUUGCUAAUUGUUUGUUUAUACUGCGAUUCUAAUGAGAGUCAGUUAUAUGCGAUAAGAUUAGAAGAAGAAAAGCAUUCUCACAUUGAAUGCACGUUCAAACUAUGCGCAAUAUUUAUUUAUUUUUUUUUUUUUUUAAUUCGCUUUAGUAGUUUUUUUCUUUUUAUAAAUUUAUCAUGUCAAGUUUAUCAGCGAGAUAAAUGUUCGUCGAAAUAUUUGUCGAAUUUUCUACAAAUUGUACGUUUAGGAAUUAUGCACGAGAUAAAACGUGUUACGUUUUUAUAUGAGUUACUAUAAAUUACAGUGCAGAUUGUGCAAUCGUACGAUCGGUCUUGAUAAUAUUUGCGAUAAAUUACGUAAAUAUACCGUUACAUUAAAUUUUUGUUAAAUUGUAAAUUUUGGCUCCAUAACGAUAUAAUUUUCUACACUCUAUAGUACUUGUAUCGUAUGAUUUGCGAUAUCAAUAGUGCCAUCGAAAUUAAUAAGCACACAAUUAGCAUAAAUCAGAGAAAGGCAACUAUAUAUGUAACAUAUGAGUAAAAAUUGAAAAUGAUUUAUCGCGAAACUAGUGUACGCUAUUUAUUUAUUUGUGAGCGUUAUGAUUCUAUUAUUUCUUAGGAAAUUUACACAAAAUGCACGCACAUGUACGAGAGAAUUUUGUAUAUCUUUUUUUUUUUUCUAAUGUUUUUCAUCUGAGAUUUCUCUCUGUCUGUUGAUAUUAUUUAAAUCAAUACAACGAGUAUUUAUUUAACGCCUGCGAAUAUAUGCAAAAGAAUUGUUAACUAGAAGAUUUGCAUACUAGAAGAAAAAAAAAAAAAGACAGGCGCAAUCUAUGGCAAGUGAAACGACUACUGCCACUUAAUCGUGAAGAUCUAUAGAUCUUUAUUAUGUGUAUAUUUACUUAUUUCAUCAACUGCCAUGUUAUUUCGUCCUUUCGUGAAUAUAAGUAAUUACUCGUACUAAGUUUACUUGUACCUAGCAUUUACUUGUGCGUAUGCUAUAAGUACAUGCGUAAAAGAAUAAAUAAAUAAAAUAAAGCAUA